Messenger RNA from Taeniopygia guttata (zebra finch), 8119 nucleotides. It is a transcript of the gene MTURN, whose product is annotated as maturin, neural progenitor differentiation regulator homolog. Gene Ontology annotation, cellular component: cytoplasm. The record is from RefSeq and is a predicted model, not a curated record. NCBI's taxonomy places the organism in Eukaryota, Metazoa, Chordata, Aves, Passeriformes, Estrildidae. Gene Ontology annotation, biological process: regulation of signaling; positive regulation of megakaryocyte differentiation.
CGGGCAGCGCGGGGGACGCGGGCGGGAGGCGGCGGCGGCGGCGGCGGCGGCGGCGGCGGAGGGGUCGGCGAUGGCUUUCGAGGCGCUGGCGGAGGCGGCGGAGCGAUGGUGCGCCCGCACGCCCUUCCAGCUCAUCGCCGCCGAGGAAACGGAGCGGCGCAUGGACUUCUACGCCGAACCCGGUGUCUCCUUCUACGUGCUCUGCCCGGAGGCCGCCUGCGGCGACAAUUUCCAUGUGUGGAGCGAAAGUGAGGACUGCUUACCUUUUCUGCAGCUCGCACAGGACUACAUCUCCUCCUGUGGGAAGAAGACACUCCAUGAAAUACUGGAAAAAGUCUUCAAAUCCUUCAGACCCUUACUUGGGCUUCCAGAUGUUGAUGAUGAUGCAUUUGAAGAAUAUAACGCAGAUGUGGAAGAAGAGGAGCCAGAAGCCGAUCACCAACAGAUGGGUGUCAGUCAGCAGUGAUUUUCUGAGGAGCUAUAAAAAAUUUUGAAGCCUUUGGUACCAGGUGGGGUCAGGUGGUCCCAUGUUAGCCUGUUUGAAUUAGCACAUCACAAGGGGAUAUCUGGCUGCCAAGAUAAAAGUUUUACAAAAAAUGGUUUUAAAAAAAAUAAUAAUCCAUGAUGAGCUUUGCUAAGAAGUGACCUGAAUUUUGCUCCUGCUUCAGUGGGUUUUCUAUGGAAUUGUCUUGGUAGCAUUCUGCCGUUAUCAGUCUAGAAGUAGUUUUGUCGCUGACUUGUCUCUUCGAUUUGUGUUCGAGAGUAGUGUUUGCUGACAGGAAUGUAGAGUACUGAGAAUGUAGGAGGUGUGUGGGGGGAGUGCUGAGUCCUCACCCGUGACCUUUCCAAGGAAACCAGUGCAGAGAGCAAACACCACCUGCGCUUUUCUUUUUAGUUCAACAGCUAUACGUUUUUGACAAAGUACCAAAUGUGGAGAGACUUCUCCUGAAAAACAGUAGUUUAGUAGUGGUUGGUGCUGCAGAAGUGCAUAUGAAGGCCUAAUGAAAAUAAUGGGAAGUAAAAAAUCCAGGGGGUGUCAGACAUAUUGAUGUCAUUUCACCUGAGUUUCCCAGUGCUGAAUUAAUAACUGGGAGUAACAGGCACCAGCAGCACGCAUGAUAACCAGCCCUGGUACUUUGACACCAUGUGAUCCAAAGGCAAGUGCUGCUUACUUACAAAUCAAGCAAAAAAUAGCCGUUGCUUAUCCCUCUUCUGUAUGACAACUAACUUUAAACCUUGCUGGUUUUGAUACACUGCCCAGUUAUUACUCAAACCUCGUGGCAUUGUGCAUUAGAAUCAUGGAAUCAUUGAAUAUGCUGAGUUGGAAGGUUCCCAUUAGGAUCCUUGAGUCCAACUCCUGGCCCUGCGCAGGGCACCCUAAGAGUCACACCAUGUGCCUGAGAGUGUUGUCCAAAUGUUUCUUGAACUCUGUCAGGUUUGUGCUGUGACCACUUCCCUGGGGAGCCUGUUCCAGUGCCCUACCACCCUCUGGGUGAGGAACCUUUCCUGAUAUCCAGCUUAAACCUCCCCUGACAGCUUCAGACCAUUCUCUUGGGUCCUGUCACUGGUCAUGAGAGAGAAGAGAUCUGUAGCUGUCCCUCCUCUUCCCCUCCUGAGAAUGCUGAAGACCACAAUGAGGUCUCCCCUCAAUCUCCUCCAGGCUGAACAAACCAAGUGACCUCAGCCACUCCUCACCAGGCUUCCCCUCCAGACCCUUCAUCAUCCUUGUUGCCUUCUUCUGGACACUCUCUAAUAGUUAAAUGUCUUCUUUACACUGUGGCUUCCAAAACUGCCCCCAGAACUUGAGGUGAGGCUGCCCCAGUGCAAAGCAGAGCAGGACAAUCCCCUCCCUUGCCCGGCUGGUGAUGCUGUCCCUGAUGCACCCCAGGACACACUUGGCCCUCCUGGCUGCCAGGGCACUGCUGACUCACAUUCAACUUACCAUCAACCAGGACGCCCAGGUCCCUUUCCACAGCACUGCUCUCCAGCCUCUCGUUCCCUGGUCUUUACAUACAACCAGGGUUGCCCUGUCCCAGGUGCAGAACCCAGCGCUUGACCCUGUUAAACUUCACACAGUUGGUGAUUGCCCAUCUCUCUAAUUUGUCGAGGUCUCUCUGUAGGGCCUCUCUGCCCUCAAGAGAGUUGUCAUCUUCUCCCAGUUUAGUGUCAUCAGCAAACUUACUUAGUAUUCCUUUAAGUCCUGCAUCCUGGUUCCUAAUGAGAUGUUGAAGAGCACAGGGCCAGGGAUGGAACGCUGCAGAGCCUCACUGGUGACAGAUCACCAGCCUGAUGUCACUUCAUUCGCUGUAACCCUUUGUGCCCAGCCUGUGAACCAGUUGCUCACCCAUCCCAUGGCAUGUUUAUCCAGCUGUGUGGUGGACAUUUUGGUCAGAAGGAUACUUUUGAUGCAGUAUCAAAAGCUUUACUGAACUCCAAAUAUAUGACAUCAUCUUGGUUCCCUUGAUCAGCUGGGUGGAUUACCUUGUUAUAAAGUCAGGUUCGACAAGCAGGACUUUGCCUUCAUGAAGCCAUGCUGGCUGUGACCAGUGACUGCACUGUACUCCAGGUGUUUUUAUAUACCUUCCAGAAUAAUAUUUUCCAUUAUUUUACUGGGCACUGAAUGAGACUGACAGGCCUGUAGUUUCCAGGAUCUUCCUUGAGUGCAACUUAAAUGCAACUUAACACUGAAGCCAUAAGGGUAUCAACCAACACCUGGCUCUUAAAAUUAUGCCAGACCUCUUCCUGGGCCUUUGAGCUAGUCUGGGCAUGUACACCUUAUUGGAGGGGAGCUAAAAUACUGCUUCAGCUGAUAUAAAAUUUAGUGAUGUUUUACUUAUCAGGGAACCUGCUCCCCAAGGGGUUUGGCAAGGGUUUUCGUAUGAAGGAGAAGAUGACCCCUCAUAUUUUUUACCUGUUUUACCUAGUUCCAAGUAACUUGGAUGAGUGCCAGACUGUGAAGAUGCAGGGUCUCUUUAUUUACUUGCCUUUUGUACUGAAAAUAUAAGAAGCAAAGGUAAUUCUGUUGUAAUACAGCUGUUUUCCACAAUCAAAAACAAUAUUUCUAAAUUUACUCCUUUUUUCCAAUUUUUUAAAAAUUGUAAAACAGAGGUCACACACUUCAAAAGCCCUUUUAUACAGAAUUCGCUUUAUAAAAACAAAGAGUGAUCGAAGAGAAAAUGCUUGGACAAUUCCUAUAAAUAACUCACAUCAUUUUGAAAACCCUGUUGUUAACGAUGUCUCCUUUUCAAUGGAUUUUUUAAAGACUGUUUUUCCAGGGUUACUAAAGACAGCAAGUUUACAUUUAUGAUGGUGGUUUGAGAGAUGCAUAGCACAUGAUUUUUUCAAUUGGAAGCAAAGAUCUUCCAUAACUGGGAUGAUAUGUGUUACCUGAGUCUGCACAGAAGUGUCUGCAACACUAUAAAAGUCAGAGUUUAAGAAUAUUAAAAAAAAAAAAAAGUGGAAGAAAACCAGAGCUUAAUGCAACUUUGUACAUUCUGCAGGCAUAGACAUGGUAGUUGCAGCACCUUUUCUAUGGACUAGUGAUGUGAGAACUGUGGCAGUUCACUGUAUAACACUGUAUAGCAGCAAUAGGCUUUUUGCUUACUGAAAUAAAGUGUAAGACCAGUGGUUUCCACCUCUGCUUUAAGCCCCUAAAUUUUUAUUUCCUCUCCAGCUAGGACAGAUGCUACAACCUUAAACAGAGCCUUCCUUUGGAAGAACCUCUCUUCAUAGCAUACAACCCUUGAGUUAUGGCUCACACAAGUAGAUCUUAUGGGGCUGACUUUCCUCUGCUCUAGUGUAAUGCAAGUGAGCAAUUUAUAGUUGUGCAAGCUAGAGGCAAAGUCCUGCUGUUCAGGCUUGCUGAGCACUUCAUCCAUUUGUUUGAGGGACAGGUGUCUGGCACCAAUGUGCAGGUGCAGGCACCCCACGCACACCUGCACAGUGAGCUGGGCUGCGAGCCUGGCCUGACUGGGACACCACCCUCUGCCUUUUACAGACAGGCAGGCUUCCAGCUGUGCAGCGUGUGACUGCACAGAGUGCUGGCACAGCAGAGGGGAGGGUGCAGGGUGGACAUGGGUAGUAGCUGAGAACUUGCUGCUAAAUGUGCCUUGCACAGUGUCAGGGGCCUGUGGCAGAGAUUGGGUUGGCCUAAAUGCUGUGAGGAAUUGACUCCACAAGGCUCAGUGGGAAUUGGGCACUGUCGACAGCAGGAUAGGUAGGAAUUCAUGAAAUGAGGAAAGACUAAAAUCCAGUGCUUGUAAUUGCAUGCAGGAGGUUGUAAUGUGUCUGCACUCUGCUACCUUUCCUUACAUACUGAUUGAAUGAGUGGUUGAGCAUUAAUACAGUUGCAAGCAAACAACACUGUAAAUUAUGUAAAUAUGUUAUUAUUAUUUUCUGUAUUCACUAACUCACUUUUUCUUUUGAAUGUCAUGUGCCAUUUGAGUGACUUCCACACAAACUGCAAGUGCUGGACAGCCAGCCCUUCUGUAGUGCUCUCCGCUGCAAAACUCCUACUGAAGCCAGCGAGAUUUUGUUCAGGCAGGACCUGCAGGACCAGGGGAUGUGUGAGGCUUGGUCCUGUAGAAAGCUGAGUGCUCUCAUUUCCUCUCACUUUGCUAGGAGCUGAAUGUGUUGAGCUCUGCUGCUGAACUGAAGCAUGACCAGGCAGCACUGAGAAUAAACUGGAAUUUUAUACAUAGAAAAUUUAAUUUACAUGUAAUAAAUGUGAAUGAGCAUUAAUAUAGAAUGUAUUUUAUCAAAAAAUAUUGAUUCCUUACUUUGACCAAAUACAUUUCUGUAUUACUGUGUUACUUUUCCAUACUUGCCAAAUGAUGCAGGAGUGUGGAGCUGGUUUGGUUGUACUACAACAUGUUUUUGUAUUUCAUUUAUUUUUUAUUUUCCCCUCCCUCCUACCACAUAUUGCAGUUAGUAGCCAUUCAGUAAUAAAUCAGGGGUAGCAUCACCCUGUGAUUAGGCUGCCAGACUGAGGCACAAGAUUUACCAACACAGCAAAAAUACUUGCAAACCUGGGUACUCGGUGAGAUGUGGGUUUGUAGCUCUGCCAUUGCCUUGCCCUGAGCUUUAGGUGGAUCUCAGACUCUGAGAAUUCAGGGCAGGCCUCCAGUUAUGCAUGUAGACCUCAGGAAAAUUUAGCAGGAGCAGGGUAAUUCCUUUGAAAGUCCCACCUUAAGCCUUUUCUAAAAGGGACUGUUAGUAUUAUUUGUCCAGCAGUGUAUAUAGCACUUUAGGUCUCUGGGUGAGCAGAGCAUUAUCGUUGCCUAUCCUCAGAGCAAACCAGUAAUGAAAGGACACAGAAGGGUUUCCCUUUUCCCUCAGCCUUUCUCAUAGGCAUUUCAUGCUCUAACUGAAUAUAAAUACAGCAUAGCAGAGACUCUUGCAGAACUGGUGCUUCUGAAUAUGAGUUGCAUGAAUUAAGUCAGCAAAGUGCUGCUUGGGUGAUGAGAAAUACAUGGGAUGCAGAUGGAAAGGCAGAUUUCAGAACUGUGACAAGUGCAGGGGCAGGGUGCAGGGGCAGGAGUGAGCAAAGCCCCUUCAGAAGAGAGAUGCUGAUAUUUCUGAGACAGCCAAAGCCAUCCUGACAAGUAUCUGCAUGUUGAACCCAUGCAGUUUAUGAAAAAACUCCUCUGGACACUAAGGCCUUGAGCUCAGUUGUGUUUUCCUGUUAGUGUCCCGCCUGAUUAAUGCAUUGAGAUGGUUGAGGGAGGAAGGGCUAGAGAAGGCAAACUGAAAAGCCUAUUCCUCUUCUCCAGCAUUAUGAUAUUGCGUGAGUUGGUAGGAGCAACAGUUAGGGUGCAGGAAGCUCCUUUUUUAGGUGCAUAGUAACAUCUCUUUAAAAGGACUUGCUCAUGAGAGAAAAAAAUUGUCACACUGUUAUCUCUCAGAAACGGGGAAUAGCCCACCCCUGAGCACAAUGACCUGAAACCUUACCAGACUUCAGCUCCACCUCCUGCCCUUUUCCCAGCUCUUUUGCAGGCAGUUUCCCUCCAUGCAUAGUGCUGUGCCUUUGAAAGAAUCAUUCUUGUAAGAAUGCCACUUUUUCUGGGAAUAGCCAUAGUUUGCCUGCAUCAGUGACAUGCAUGUCAGCUGCUGCAUCUUGUCAUUGUGUCCCGUGGAUGUGCUGGAUGAUAUGGUGGCUGGGGGCAGCAGGGAGGAGUUUCUGCUGCGACAUUGCUAAGUAGGUUCCUGCCCUUUAUUCCUCUGCAAGGUGGGACAUGAGACUGUGACAGUAAAAAUGAUUGCGAUAACAUUGUGGUCAUUGUUUUGGAAAGCUGCCAUUCAGGACAUAUUCCCAGCCUCUUUCAGCAUCUCUCUUGAUCUUUGUCUGGGAUCCAGGGCUGAUGUUUGUGGCUGUUUUACUCAAUGUUAGCUUUAGCAGUGGCAGGAGGCGAGGUUGCAUCCUUACCCUGUGUCCAUACUUCCCUCCUGUCCAUCCUUACCAUUCUGUUCUUCUCAGAAGUUCUCACUCCCAGAAGAAAGGAAGCAUAAGAAGGAGGAGAGAAACACCUCUUACCUCCCACAGCUUGCAGCCAGGUGCAUCAGUGGAGCUGCAGUUCAGCCCAGUGUGAGUCACACUGUCCUUUCUGUACAGGGGAAUGAGGCAUGGGAGAUGUGUAAUCCCUUGAGGACCCAUGAGUGGUCCAUGUCGGCCAGGGGUUGUGCAGAAGACAGCAGCCAUUUUAGGUGGCAAACCCAGUGUGUUUUCACAGCCAGUUAUUCUAGCCAGAUAAUCCAAUCUAUGAAAAUCAUAACCCAUUGAGACUCUCCAGGUUGGAAAUCCAGAAAAUGAGACUUGUCUGGUUUCCUUGGUCACUGGGAGGUCUCUUUCUCUGCUGGCUGUUUUUGGUUUGGCCAGAAGACAUGGGAAACUGGGAAAGAUCCCUUCAGGGGCAGUAGCUGGAUGCCCCUUUCUGUAAAUUGCUGAGCAGAGGCAAAUGCUUUGUUUUAUGUUUUUAAUUCUGGCAGGACCUCCCCUCUUCCCCAGCAGCCUGUCUCUGCAGACAGCUGCAGCUGGGAAAGCUUUAUGUGAGAGCCAGGCAGGAGUGACUCAGGGCAGCAACUCCUAGAUCCUGUAACAGGCUGGACUUGAGGUCAUCCUUGCAGGGUAACCAUGGAGCUGAAGGCUCAGGGGACAUCACUUCCAAUGCAGAUAUUUAAAUAGAGUCCUUAAAUUUGGUCCUUAGAGGGCAGACCCUGUCACUUUGGGGUUUUAUUAAACUUCUGAGACUUAGUUGCACUGUUGGUGUCUGAUGUCUGUGGCAGGUGGGCAGAGGAAACCUCUUCACUUAACCACAUUUACUAGUUCAGUGAGUCAAAUUGUCUUUUACAUGAUCUGUGUUUGACUUUUUUCUCAUUGCUUAUUUUUUGUUUUAGAGAAAGACAGUCCCGAAAGGCACAUCUGCAUUAUUGCAAACCCCAAUUUUUACAGAGCUGCAUAUCACUACACUGUCAGUAUGAGCUUGGGCAUAAAAAAUAAAAAUACAGAUCACUACACUGUCAGUAUGAGCUUGGGCAUAAAAAACAAAAAUACAGAUUAACGAAAAGGGCCUUCAUUUGUCUACAAGAAAAGAAACCAAACUUCUUUGAACUAGUUAUUGCUGACUAUAAUGAAGCUUACUGGUUUCAUGUAAAAUACAUUGAACUUUGAAAUUCCUUUUCUGUACCAACAUGCUGUUGCUCGUGUAGGCAAAGAUCUGUGGUAACACUGCAUGUAAAGGAAGCUUUCAUCUUCAGGGGUGGUAAAAGUGUCAGCUCUGGAUUUCAGUCAAUGCAAUUCUUUUGUCAAGUUUUCCUUUACUAAUGCAGGGACUAGUCAGCCCUCAACGCACCAAGCAGAAAUCAUGUUGUGCCAUGCCAUGCCAAGGCUGUCUUUGGUGUGGUUUCCACCAUUUUUCUGGCUGGAAGACUUCUCUGUCUUUGGGACUAUUAAGCUGUGAAAGGAGUCAGCAAAAGAAGUUGCCCUUUUGUUCAGCACUUUCAAAGGUGUAAGCCUACAGUGGAGCACUGCCUGCCUUCUGAUCCUCCUUCCUCAUCCACCACGAAGGUGUCAAAUCCAGCAGUGUCAUUACACCAUGAGCUUCCCAUUAAAGAGCUUACCAAA